AUGAACGAAAAUCUGUUCGCUUCAUUCAUUGCCCCCACAAUCCUAGGCCUACCCGCCGCAGUACUGAUCAUUCUAUUUCCCCCUCUAUUGAUCCCCACCUCCAAAUAUCUCAUCAACAACCGACUAAUCACCACCCAACAAUGACUAAUCAAACUAACCUCAAAACAAAUGAUAACCAUACACAACACUAAAGGACGAACCUGAUCUCUUAUACUAGUAUCCUUAAUCAUUUUUAUUGCCACAACUAACCUCCUCGGACUCCUGCCUCACUCAUUUACACCAACCACCCAACUAUCUAUAAACCUAGCCAUGGCCAUCCCCUUAUGAGCGGGCACAGUGAUUAUAGGCUUUCGCUCUAAGAUUAAAAAUGCCCUAGCCCACUUCUUACCACAAGGCACACCUACACCCCUUAUCCCCAUACUAGUUAUUAUCGAAACCAUCAGCCUACUCAUUCAACCAAUAGCCCUGGCCGUACGCCUAACCGCUAACAUUACUGCAGGCCACCUACUCAUGCACCUAAUUGGAAGCGCCACCCUAGCAAUAUCAACCAUUAACCUUCCCUCUACACUUAUCAUCUUCACAAUUCUAAUUCUACUGACUAUCCUAGAAAUCGCUGUCGCCUUAAUCCAAGCCUACGUUUUCACACUUCUAGUAAGCCUCUACCUGCACGACAACACAUAA
This is a messenger RNA of Homo sapiens (human), 681 nucleotides long. NCBI's taxonomy places the organism in Eukaryota, Metazoa, Chordata, Mammalia, Primates, Hominidae. The record is from the annotation of a RefSeq genome assembly.